CCUUGGUACAACAACGUGGCGCGUAUAUACAUUUUAGGCAAACCGCACAUCCAGCUCCUUGCCUCUCCUCCCGGCUCUCCCAUUCCAUCCUUCCAAUCCAAUUCCGGGCAAGCCUUCCCUGAGCGCCACACGGUUGCAUUUUCUCCGGGGGCACGAUACAUUGCUGCCUUCGAUCAGCACAGUGCGUUCACCUGGUCGACAGAAUCGGGUGAUUUUAUUGCGCGUUAUGACAUACGGGGAGACAAAUCUUGGAUUAUAAAUCCUGGCUUGGCUCCUACUUGCCCGUAUCACAUCCCUCAUCCGGUAUCUACUCGACUCACUCUUCCGUUGGCAGGCAACACAGUCUAUGGCCAUCAUUCCUGGGUGGACACGGGGCCUGAGUCGGACGAGACUUGGAUCAAGCGUCCAUUUUUCCAUCACUUACCAAAACAUGGAAGGGGCUAUUCAAUUGCCGCAGGAAGGACCCCACUAGUCCGUGCUUCCCCUAUCGGGCUAGGAGUAUGGUUCAAUGGCGGCCCGCAACUCGCUGUCCCACGAGAGCAUCGCCCGGUUUCUGUCAAGGCAAACAGCACCGAUGGCGUACAGCCCUGGUACGGUGACCAACUGAUCAAUAAUAUCAACGAUUUCUACCGUCCUCAGUCCAGCAAAGAUGGUACUCGAUUUCUGCUCCAGGGUGAGAUGAAAGCACCCAUUGUCGUCGAUAUUGGCCAAGCAGCCUGGUAUCCAAGUGCCACGCUUGACUAUCACUUUCCCAGUGCCUAGGUACACAUGGAUGAAAGUAAUGAGGAUGGGGGAAGACGAGGUGAUAGCACCAGCUUGAAGAUAGAUGCGACAUUGAAGUGUAGGUUGAAGCACAGAAAAUAGUUUUAC
Molecule: messenger RNA, 870 nt
Organism: Cantharellus anzutake
Lineage: Eukaryota; Fungi; Basidiomycota; Agaricomycetes; Cantharellales; Hydnaceae
Exons: 3
Source: RefSeq, a predicted model, not a curated record